Talaromyces proteolyticus is the source of this 2028-nucleotide messenger RNA. RefSeq names its product Six-hairpin glycosidase-like protein. The record is from RefSeq and is a predicted model, not a curated record. Lineage: Eukaryota; Fungi; Ascomycota; Eurotiomycetes; Eurotiales; Trichocomaceae. Gene Ontology annotation, biological process: carbohydrate metabolic process. The transcript has 3 exons. Bases 1 to 2028 code for a protein of 675 amino acids.
AUGAUUCUUUUCUACUUUUUAUUCUACGCUGAAACAAUUCUCGCACAGCAACCUCCUCAGCCAGAAGAUGUAAAUGUCCCCGGCACGAAUUUUUUGGACCAUAACAGCCCUAUUAGUUCCUACUUCGGCCAAGAAUUCUUGAAGGAAAACAUUCCUUUUAUCGAUAUACCUGAUGCAAAUAUUCAGGAAAUAUACUACUACCGCUGGUCCACUCUAGCGGGCCAUUUGCGGUAUAUAACUCCUGGAACUGGCUAUAUCCUUACCGAAUUCCUUCAACCGGUGGGUUAUGCCGAGGCGUACAAUACUAUCGACGCUGCUGCUGGACAUCAGAUUGAUGAGGCAAGAUGGCUUAGAGGAAGUUUUUAUGCGGGUGAUUAUAUCCAGGUUUACACGCGUGGGCCUGGAAAUACUACCCAGUACACGAACUGGAUCACAGAUGCUGCGUAUCGCAGGGCACAGGUCAAUGGAGACGUCGAGUUUUUGACCAGCCAGCUGGAUGGAUUUCUCCGCAUGUGGGACGAAUGGGAUUUUGUCUUUGAUGAGGAUGCUGGUCUUUAUUAUUACACCCCGCUCUACGAUGCACAGGAAUACAGUCUUCCUGAUUACGUUGAUGCAGCUGAGACAAACGACACCGCCAUUCAGUUCCAAGGACCAGAUACAUACAGACCUAGUCAUAACGCCUAUAUGGUUGGUAAUGCACGAGCGGUGUCUGAAACAGCAAAACUAGCAGGCCAGAAUUCAGUAGCUGCCAACUUUACCAACCUGGCAGAUGCACUCGAAACAGCCAUGUACGAGCAUUUAUGGAACCCGGAUCAACAAUUCUUCGUCGACGUGAUUAGACCCGACAACCCGAAUCUCACUCAACUGCAGGGCCGCGAGGAAGUAGGAUUGUUUCCAUUCCGCUUCGGAAUCGGCCUGGAAGAUAAAUACUGCACUUCCCCUUCCGAAGAGCUGUUCGACCCUCAGGGCUUUUAUACUACUUACGCCCCGGCAACACUCGAGGUCCGCAAUGAGUAUUACUCUGCCACUAAGCCAAACUCUUACUGUUGUUACUGGAAUGGCCAAUCAUGGCCGUUUUCGACUGCCCAUGUACUAAAGUCUUUGGCGAGCAUGUAUCGCUCCAAUAACUGCAGUCUUGUCGCUGAAAAGUACUAUCAAUACCUCAGUAUUUAUGCAACAACGCAACACAAAGAUGGUGCGCCUUACGUAGCAGAAUCGCAUUAUCCUGAUAUCGAUGAAUGGAGUGGUGACAGCUUCAAUCACUCCGAGCACUACGAUCAUUCAACUAACAAUGACGAUGUUAUCACCGGUCUCCUCGGCCUGGUGCCACGACUGGACGACGUGUUGCAAUUCUCACCAAUCAUUCCCUCGAACUGGACAUACUUUGCGCUCGAAAAUAUCACUCUCGCGCGACCAAGAAACUUUUCCUCCGUUACUCUUGGGAUCUACUCAGACGUAGCUCGAGGCGGUGCAAUUGAUUGCCCAGAGGCGAUUGAAAUUUACGGCUCGAGUAAUAGGCUAUUGGCAAGACUCGACCCCUUCGAUACCUGUGUGCCGAAUGAGCUGAACACGAUCUCUUUCAAUACCACCGUCGAAAGCGAUUUCCUCUCGGUGACCAUGUAUAAAAAAGAGAAUCUCUUCGUUGGUAUUUGUGAGCUGCAAGUCUGGGUUCCGCCAGACCGAACCAGUGGCAUUUAUUACGCCGUUGAUGCGGUAUUGACAGGUGCAGAAGUGAUUUUCAAUUCCACGGGGUCCAGAGCAACACCAAAUGGGGCUGUAGUAGGCUCAUUCCAGGUUGGAAGUAAGGUGUUAUUUUCUGGAGUAUAUGAUGCUGGCAUAAGCACGAAGGCAAAAGAGAUUGUGGUUAAUGCAAUGGAUGGCGAUACCGUAUUAAGUUUGCCGCCAACUGAUGGACUGUUUACAACGGUGUCUUUGCAGGUGGAUUUACUUCCGGGCAGUAACUUUGUGGCUGUGAUGAUGGAGAGUGGGUAUGAUGCUGUUGAACUAGAAUAUCUGCUGGUUGUAUAG